GUUCCUUUCCCGUGUUCGUCCUUCUCGAUGAUCUUUAUCAAUCUAGUCCACAAAUCAAACCCUAAAUCCCCAAUUCCUCACUGAAUCUCUCACAAACCGUGAAUCUAAAGAAAAAUCGAACCUUUGGGUAGCUGAAAAAUCGAACCUUUAGGUUGCUUAAUUCGGUAGGGAAAAAAAAAUCGAAGCGUUGGGUUGCCUAAUUCGGUUUCGGGUUGCCUAAUUCGGUACGAAAAAUCCGCGAUGGAUCGCAGUUUUUCGACGCCGCCGCCGCUCUCAUCCACCACCUCGCCUCCACCAUCCUCCGGCGACUUACCCGAGAUCCCCGACGCCUGGUACGGCAACAUCCAGUACCUCCUCAACAUCUCCAUGAUCGGUCUCCUAACCUGCGUCUCCAUCUUCCUCUUCCUCAAGCUACGCAGCGACCACCGCCGCAUGCCGGGUCCCUCCGCUCUCUUAUCCAAGCUCCUCGCCGUCUGGUCCGCCACGUGUCGCGAGAUCGCCCGUCACUGCGGCGCGGACGCCGCUCAGUUCCUUUUGAUCGAAGGUGGAAGCUUCGUGCUCCUCUUCUCGAUCGCGGUUUUAGCUCUCUCCGUGAUGCUUCCUCUGAAUCUAUACGCGGGGAGUGCGGUGCUUAGCGAUGAGCUUUCGAAGACGAUGAUCACGCAUAUCAAGAAAGGCUCGGGCUUGCUCUGGUUGCAUUUCGUUUUUGUUGUUGUUGUUGUGGUGAUUUCGCAUUUCGGAAUCUCGGCGAUUGAGGCGAGGUUGAAGUUUACUAGGUUUAGAGAUGGGAAUGGGAAUGUGAGUGAUCCCAAUGCGGAUUCCACUGCUGUGUUUACUGUUAUGGUGCAGGGAUUGCCUAAGAAUCUAGGGUCUGAUAGGGUUGAGUUUGAGGAGUGUUUAAGGCAGAAGUAUCCUGGGAAGGUUUAUAAGAUUAUUGUUCCUAUGGAUCUGUGUGCGUUGGAUGAUCUCGCUACGGAGUUGGUUCGUGUUAGGGAUGAGAUCACUUGGUUAGUUGCGAAGAUGGACUCUAGGUUGUUGCCUGAUGAGUUUGAGAGUAAUGGAGGUGAUGGAGUGUUGUCUUGGGUGGUGGGUUUGUGGGUUAAGGUGAAGGUUUUGUGGUCUAGGGUUACGGAGAGGUUUGGUUUUACGGAUGAUGAGAAGCUGAGGAAGCUGCAAGAGUUGAGAGCUGAUUUGGAGUCUCAGUUAGCUUUUUAUAAAGAAGGACGUGCACAGGGAGCUGGGGUUGCUUUUGUGGUGUUUAAAGAUGUUUACACAGCUAAUAAGGCUGUUCAGGAUUUUAGAAACGAGAGGUCGAGGAGGACUGGGAAGUUCUUCUCUGUAACAGAGCUGAGGCUACAGAGGAAUCAGUGGAAAGUUGAGAGAGCACCUUUAGCGACUGAUAUUUACUGGAAUCAUCUGGGGUUGACGAAAAUUGCUCUUAUUGUAAGAAGGGUCAUUGUUAAUACUAUUCUACUGUUGAUUCUUGUGUUUUUCAGCUCUCCACUGGCAUUGAUUAGUGCAUUGGUAAGUGCCGGGAGGAUCUUUAAUGCUGAAGCGUUGGAUAGUGCUCAGUCUUGGCUAACUUGGGUGCAAACUUCUGGUUGGAUUGGUUCUCUGAUUUUUCAGUUCAUGCCCAACGUGUUCAUAUUUGUUAGCAUGUACAUUAUCAUCCCUUCUGCUCUCUCGUAUCUUUCCAAGUUUGAGCGGCACCUAACUGUCUCAGGGGAACAAAGAGCAGCUCUGUUGAAGAUGGUUUGUUUCUUCCUUGUGAACCUCAUCGUGCUCAAAGCUCUUGUCGAGUCAUCACUGGAGAGUGCGUUCUUGAAAAUGAGCCGUUGCUAUUUAGAUGGUGAGGAUUGCAAGAGGAUUGAAGAAUACGUUAGCCCUUCGUUCUUGUCAAGGUCAUGCGUUUCUGCUCUAGCUUUCCUCAUCACAAGCACGUUCUUGGGAAUCUCCUUCGAUCUACUCGCUCCAAUCCCAUGGAUCAAGAACAAAAUCCAGAAGUUCAGGAAGAACGAUAUGCUUCAGCUAGUCCCGGAGCAAAACGAAGAGUACCCUUUGGAAAAUCAAGACCCUAGGAGCAACCUUGAGACGCCACUUCUCCCUGAAAACAUGUUUGAGUCUCCAAGAUUCGGCGACGUUGAACCUAUGAGCCAAGACCUCGCUGAAUACCCUAUCAGCCGAACCUCACCAAUCCCAAAACAAAAAUUCGACUUUGCACAAUACUAUGCCUUCAACCUCACCAUCUUUGCUUUAACAAUGAUAUACUCUUCAUUUGCUCCACUCGUUGUCCCUGUAGGCGCGGUUUACUUUGGUUACAGAUACAUUGUUGACAAAUACAACUUCCUAUACGUGUACAGAGUCCGUGGCUUCCCUGCAGGCAACGAAGGAAAGCUAAUGGACACGGUUUUGUGCAUCAUGCGGUUCUGCAUCGACCUGUACAUUGUUGCCAUGCUGUUUUUCUUCUCUGUCAAAGGAGAUUCCACAAAGCUUCAAGCCAUUUUCACACUUGGGUUGCUUGUGAUGUACAAGCUUUUACCUUCGGAUACAGAACGGUUUCACCCGGCUCUUCUUAGGAGUAUUCAAACCGUCGAUAGCAUAGUCGACGGGCCAGUUGAUUACGAAGCUUAUUCUCAACCAAACUUUGAUUGGGACACUUAUAACAGAUGAUGUUUCUACGACUUUAUGACUUAUUAGUUUUGGUCUUUUGACCAUAUCGAGUUUUAGAAUCCAUUUCUUGAAGUUAAGGGUUCUUCUCUUUGUAAGUUUGUAUAUCCCCUUUUUGUGUAUAAUAUCCAUCUUUUGAGAGAAUUACGUUUGUUG
Messenger RNA from Eruca vesicaria subsp. sativa (arugula), 2823 nucleotides. NCBI's taxonomy places the organism in Eukaryota, Viridiplantae, Streptophyta, Magnoliopsida, Brassicales, Brassicaceae. The record is from the annotation of a GenBank genome assembly.